AUGCUUACUGAAAACGAACAUAUUUUAAAUGAAAACCCAACUAUUUUCUCAACUAUUUCUAAAACUGUAUCGGAUACUAUUUCUUAUUUAAGUAGUAUCGAUAACAGAGCAAGUAACGUUGCUGUCGAUUCCGCUCAAAAAUCAUUCGACGCAGAGCCUUUGGAUAACUUGAUCGCCGUCUUCAUUAUUUGGUUCAUUGUCUUUUUCGUUCUAUUGUUCUUCAUCGGUUUGGUGGUUGUUGUCCUGUUAAACUACAGAAACUCCUCCAACAACGUCUACAAUGACGAUAAACUCGAGUACAAUGAAGAUGCUUACUACGACGAUGAUGACGAUGAUGAAUACUACUAUUCAGACGAAGAAUAUAGCUCGAAAUCACAUUCUAAGUCAAAUGAUGAUAUUGAAAAGCAAUUAUCAUCAGCCGUUUGA
Molecule: messenger RNA, 426 nt
Organism: Tetrapisispora phaffii CBS 4417
Lineage: Eukaryota; Fungi; Ascomycota; Saccharomycetes; Saccharomycetales; Saccharomycetaceae
Exons: 1
Coding region: 1-426 (141 amino acids)
Source: RefSeq, a predicted model, not a curated record